Messenger RNA from Oppia nitens, 1028 nucleotides. Its product is annotated as peptidase E-like. NCBI's taxonomy places the organism in Eukaryota, Metazoa, Arthropoda, Arachnida, Sarcoptiformes, Oppiidae. The transcript has a single exon. Bases 122 to 883 code for a protein of 253 amino acids. Gene Ontology annotation, molecular function: serine-type peptidase activity. The record is from RefSeq and is a predicted model, not a curated record. Gene Ontology annotation, biological process: proteolysis.
UACGUAAUUUGUAUUACAUUAGCUAUGAUAUGAUUAAUUGAAUUGAAGUGAUUGUCAUCAGUAAUAGUGUAUUACAUGAAUAAAUCAUAAAUAGUGUUAAAUCGCUAAUUGAUUAACAAAGAUGAGUGUCAGCCGUCGGCUCUUAUUGUUGUCCAACUCGACGAUGUCGGACAAGCCUUACAUGGAGUGGUCUAAAGACCUGAUCUAUCAAUUCCUCGGCAGUAAUGUUAAGAAUGUUGUGUUCAUACCAUUUGCUGGCGUAAGCAUUGAUUGGGAUAAAUAUGAAGAUAAGGUUAAGACAGCACUGAAUAAGUUGAACAUCACAUCCAUUCAUAAGACAAGAAAUUAUUUGGAAAGUAUAGCUACAAGUGAUGCCAUUAUGAUUGGUGGCGGCAAUACAUUUCAUUUGCUUCAUCAACUUCAACAUUUCAAUUUGAUUGAUGCCAUCCGUAAGCGUGUCAUCGAUGAUGGCAUUCCAUACAUUGGUUGGUCGGCCGGUUCUAAUGUGGCCACUCCUGACAUCGGCACCACUAAUGAUAUGCCAAUUAUAUGGCCUCAAACCGAAAGUGCCCUUAAUUUGGUUAACUAUAAUAUUAAUCCUCAUUAUAAUGAAUGGAAACCUGAGGGACAUCAGGGAGAGAGUAGGUCUGACCGACUCAAUGAAUGUAUUGUCGUUAAGAAGAGACCUAUUGUUGCCAUUAGUGAAGGGUUGGCCAUUCGCGUGGAGGGCGACCAACACAUUGUGGUCGCACCCGAUCUUAAUAUACCUAACAAUAAGAGAAUGGUUAAGAUUUGGAAACAUAACAAAGCAGCUAAUGGUGACAAUAUUCAAGUGAUUGAUAUCAGCUAUGGUCAAGAUAUUGCUCCCAUUGUUAACAAUUGAAUCAUAUUUUCUAAUAGUCUUUAAAAUAUUUUAUUAUAUUACGAUAAAUAUGAAUUUAAUUUUGUAAAAACAAUGUUUGUUUAAGAAAUGAUUAAAUUUAUACAUUUAUAAACUGAGAUAAAAUAUAUUUUAUAAAAUACAAGUA